Molecule: messenger RNA, 6754 nt
Organism: Delphinapterus leucas (beluga whale)
Lineage: Eukaryota; Metazoa; Chordata; Mammalia; Artiodactyla; Monodontidae
Source: RefSeq, a predicted model, not a curated record
CAACAGUGAGAGGCCCACGUACUGCAAAAACAAACAAAACAAACAAACAAAACAGAUACACACGUCCCUCUCCUUCCAUCUUCCUUCUGAAUGGUUUCUCUUGUGCAGUGUUACUGCUUAAAAAUCGCGUGUUCCAUGGUAGGGAUGGAACCGUGGCCGCAAAUAUGUUAUUCAUCACCCACUGAGCUUUAACAAUCGAAGCCUGCAACCACUUUCCCUGACGAAGGGGCACCCUUUCCUACCUUCCUUUCCCAGACAUAACAAGAGAAACAGGACAUGCUUGGGGACAGGAGUUUCACAAGCUCUCUGAGCUGUAUAUUCUGCUUUCUAAUUAUGGUUGCUGGCCAGGAGAAUCUCUUCCUUGUGACUAAUCAGAUUUUCCCUUUCCUCAGUGUGUCACAAAGUCUAUUUCCUCAAGGUCUUCCGAGGAACAAGUGGUCAGGGUUUUUUAAAUGUUUCCCAUAGUUGAGAGGAGUAUCAUAUUUCCUUUUUUGGUUAUGGCAUUACAUUGCUAAUAUCUGAUCAGCUUGUGGGUGACUCUGGUUCUAGAUCUUUCUCUGUCAUUCUUCCCAAGUCUCUGACUGCCCUGUACCCCCAGUGAAUUUUAUCCUUUCUUUUGCUUUGGUUCUGACAGAACUUGUCUCAUACUUUGGAUAUGUUCUAUAACACCCUCUCUCUUCUUCCUUUGCUCCCUAAAUGUUGAGUUGGGACCAGUCUCAUUUCAACGAUCUUAAUAGCUUAUUAAUUUUGUGAUUGUCACAGGGGUUUGAGCACUGACUGGGUAGGUCGCUAAAAUAGAAAAAAUAACUUUUAAUACCAUAUGACUGAUAGAAAUGUGAAAUCACUAUAUUAUCCCACCAGAAUGGCAAAUUGAAAACAAAAACAAAAACUGAAGACACCAGAUGUUGGCAAGAAUGUGGAGCACCCACAGUGAAUAUAAACUGAUAUGAACACUUUAGAAAAUUGUUUUCCAGAGUAACUACUAAGACAGAAUAUAUACAUACCCUCUGACCCAGCAGUCCAAUCCUGGGUAUAUACCCAAUAGAAAUGUAUUCAUCUGUGGACUUAAAAACUGGAAAAAGAAUGCUCAUAACAGUGCUAGUUAAAAUAGCCCCAGACUAGAAACAUCCAAAAUGCCAAUCAACAGUAGAAUGGAUAGUAAGGCAGUAAGUGUAAACACUGGGAAAGAGCAAACAACUGCACACAACAUGUACAACUUCACAAAUGUAGCGUCGAGUGGAAGAAGCCAGCCACAAAAGAGGACAUGCAGGAUCAUUCUGUUUAUGUUGAAUAACCAGGAAAAGCUAAUCUACGCUAUUGGAAGAGAGGACGCCGGCUUCCUUGCCAAGGAAGUAACUAGAAGGGAGUACACGGGGGCCACCUUGGGGCUGGUAAUGUUCUGUUUCUUGAUCUGAGUGUUGGUUACACGGGUGUGUUCAGUUUGUGAAAUCUCAUUGAGCUCUAUGGUUAUAUACGUGCAUUUUUCCGUAUGUAUAUCAUACUUCAAUUAAAAAUACAGCAAAGAAUGCAGCAGGCAGGGUAGAUAGUAGAGAAGAGAUGGCCAUUUUUCACUGAGAAAGGCACCCGGUAGGCUGGAGUUCACUCCCUGUGCUCCCUCAUGUGUGCUACCCCGCAGACUGGUCUCCAAAUUUUAAUGAGUGUGGACUAGUUUCGGUGUUAGGGGGCAUCCUCCUCUGCCUCCGUAGCCCAGGGCUAUUGUUAUGACAUCAAAGACCAACUGCUGGCCAAGAUACAGUCCGUAUGAAAAGAGUGACCAGCAAAUUUACUGCUUGACUUCACUCCCUUUAAAUGGAACUGGCCCCACGGUCCUCUUUCAAAGCUCAGUUGUGAACAUAUAUCUUCUUUAUAGGACACCGUGUACAAUAAAGCGAGGCAGUAACUUAAAUUUUUUUUUAAAAGAAUACCUUUGAGAGCACUGCAAGAUGGGCAUUCCAUCACUGUGGUUACAUAUGCCCAAACACUCCCCAAAGUCUAACCAUUGGUCUGAGAGCCUUCUAUUCAAUAUGGUGACUUUUUUGACUAAUUGAGUUAUAUUUUUAUGCUCCAACCCUUUCCCUAGGGUCUGCAAGGUCUUGGGAAAGUCAUUCAAGAGAGGGGAUCUGCCUCAAAUCAAAUCAGAGGGCCACCUCACCCAACUUGGGCAAAAUGGCAAAGUUUAUAUACUGUUACUCAUUAACUUAUUUGAAGUUAUCCUUCAUGGAGUAAACAUUUUUUAAGGACUGAGGCCAGACUAAGCUCCUGGAUCAGUUCUAUGCAGUCCCCCAAUAUCUACACGGACAGCAUUUCUUUAUAUCACCCUGGUGCGGAAAUCUCAGGGAGUUGUUAGCAUUUACACAUACUAGAACUGGGCGAGGAAGGAAUGGAGCUGUUUGUACGACUCUCAGAAAAUGAAGCACCUUAUUCCCUAAGAGGGAAAUAUAGAGGGAAAAUAGCUCCAAGCAUACAAGUAAAAUGACUUAUAAUUUAAAGGAUGUCUUUGGCUUGACUUGGAGUCUUUCUCCAGGUGGUGGAGACUGAGGCACCUGCAAUCAACAUUACCAGCCCAAGCGGAAUCAUCCAGAACGGACCUUCCAAUAUACGAUCACUUAUUACAGCAGCGAAUCCGUCCUCGGAGGUUACAGCAUUUUAAAGAGUGGCCAAGUCAACCUGGCUCGGAGCUUCCCCUUCUGUUUAAUCCAUUACUCUUGAAAAGUUCAGCACGCCACACUUUGCUGGAAAAAGGCUAAUGACUGGGCAGAACCUUUGCUUUCUGCUCCCCUGGCUGGCACGUUCCGGAAGACACACCAACCGUAUGAAUGGCUGCAAUCUUCCUGCUGAGAUUUUGAUGGAGGCCAAAUACUCAAUUCCAAAGACACCUAGGAAAUGAGAUCAGUCUCACCUUUAAAUAAGAAUGAGCAUCACCUGGAAGACAUUGGAAGUAUUUGGAGAGGCCGUGGAAUCCCAAGAAAGUGACUGCGAUAUUGAACUUCAGGUGGGAGUGAUGGGAGCCAGGCUCCCUGGAAGGCACCUGCGCAGGCAGCUUUCCUGUUCCAGGUUCUCCCCGCUGGCCUCGCCACCCUGAAGCACCAUCCAGUGUGGUCCCCAGGCCCCACAGGGCUUCUGUCACUGCGUAUUCUCUGCCCCGUGCUAGGCUCUGCAAUAACCCCCAAAUGAACGUCAAUAUCCUUGGCCUUAAACUUGCUCAGAAAUGGGGAAGGAGGGGAAUAAGAGAAGGGAAGUGGGCCUGCUCAGACCCAGUAAACUCAAUUACAGAAUGAUGUGGCCCCAAGUCAGAGGAGACAUGUGUGCCGCGGGGCCAGGAAGAGCAUGAUUCACAUCAUCCUCAUGUGAAUGAAGGACGGGGAUGUGAACACAGGGGAAAACAAAGAGAGAGAAUCACAGCUUCAAAGAGCUACCCUCUAAUUAAGGAGACGCAUCUUUUCCCUGGGCCUCUGAAUGGUUGCUCCAAGAUUGCUCAAACCACUAACUCAAUUUACUUUGCUCGGAGGGCUCCCGGGUGUGUCCAUUGUUCCUUUGGGUUGGGGUUCUUCGUGCCACUUAGGAUGGGGUAUACAAGAAGCGCCGUGGAAACCUGCCAGUGCAGUGGGGGCUGCCUGGAUGCCGGGAGCUGCCAGAACACUACACAGACUCCCUUUAAAAGAAAAAUUCGGCGCCCACAAAACCCCACGUGUUCAGCCUGGAGUGACCUCGGGGGGCCAUCUGUGGGCUCCCCCUGGAGAUCCAAGGAAAGCUGGAUGCUGGCAGGGAAUGGCUAUGGCUGUGCCCCUGGAAGUUUCUGUCUUGGUCCUACAAUAUGACUAGGAUGCCUUUUGUGUCUACAGGAUAUGUGGGCACAUGGCAGGUGCUCGUGUAUACAAGGCUCACUACACACGGCUGCGCACAUGCUCAGUGCCCUGCUCUCUGGGCUGAACGGGCUCCUCUAAGUUCAACGCCAGCCCCACAACCACGGCUCCGGAUGCGCAGGCUCAGCGGCCAUGGCUCACAGGCCCAGCUGCUCCGCGGCAUGUGGGAUCCUCCCGGACCGGGGCACGAACCCGUGUCCCCUGCAUCGGCAGGCGGACUCUCAACCACUGCACCACCAGGGAAGCCCAGGGAUAAUUAUUUCUUAAACCCCACUGUCCAGACUCUACGGGCAACAUUCUGAAUUCAAAAUGACUUUCAGUCAAGUCAUCUUUGCACCUGGGAACUGUGAAAAGGAUUGAAAGCUUCUAGAGGAAAUGAAACUUGACCACGACAGGAAGUGACUUACAGCCCCAGAGGCUCAGAUGUAUUGACAUAAGAAUAACCUCAACAUGGAAAGUGCCUCGACAUCGGAAACCAGCUCUCCUCUCUCCAAAGAAACACCAGGGGAGCAUUCGGACCACCAGUCUGCACACCAACCAUUCCCCAGACAGCAAUUCCAGCAAGAGGCUGGGCCCCCUUCAUUGCAAAGAGAUGGCCCCAGAUCCUUUCUCCUUGAUCUACCAAACUUUCCAGAUCUUUCCAAAGCUGAUAUCAAUGGGCAGAAUCCAAAUAUCCAGGUCACCAUAGAGGUGGUGGACGGUCCUGACUCUGAAGCAGAUAAAGAUCAGCAUCCGGAGAAUAAGCCCAGCUGGUCAGUCCCAUCCCCCGACUGGCGGGCCUGGUGGCAGAGGUCCUUGUCCUUGGCAAGGGCCAACGGCGGGGACCAGGACUACAAGUACGACAGUACCUCAGACGACAGCAACUUCCUCAACCCCCCUGGGGGGUGGGACCGUCCGGCCCCAGGCCACCGGACUUUUGAAUCCAAAGAGCAGCCAGAAUAUGAUUCCACAGACGGUGAGGGAGACUGGAGUCUCUGGUCUGUUUGCAGCGUCACCUGUGGGAACGGCAACCAGAAACGGACCAGGUCUUGUGGCUAUGCGUGCACUGCAACCGAAUCUAGGACGUGUGACCGUCCAAACUGCCCAGGUAUCGAAGACACCUUCAGGACAGCUGCCACCGAAGUGAGUCUGCUUGCAGGAAGUGAAGAGUUUAAUGCCACCAAACUGUUCGAAGUUGACACGGACAGCUGUGAGCGCUGGAUGAGCUGCAAGAGCGAGUUCCUAAAGAAGUACAUGCACAAGGUGAUCAACGACCUGCCCAGCUGCCCCUGCUCCUACCCCACCGAGGUGGCCUACAGCACGGCCGACAUCUUCGACCGCAUCAAGCGCAAGGACUUCCGCUGGAAGGAUGCCAGCGGGCCCAAGGAGAAGCUGGAGAUCUACAAGCCCACGGCCCGGUACUGCAUUCGCUCCAUGCUGUCCCUGGAGAGCACCACACUGGCCGCCCAGCACUGUUGCUAUGGCGACAACAUGCAGCUCAUCACCAGGGGCAAAGGGGCGGGGACGCCCAAUCUCAUCAGCACUGAAUUCUCAGCGGAGCUCCACUACAAGGUGGACAUCCUGCCCUGGAUUAUCUGCAAGGGCGACUGGAGCAGGUAUAACGAGGCCCGACCUCCCAACAACGGACAGAAGUGCACAGAGAGCCCCUCGGACGAAGAUUAUAUCAAGCAGUUUCAAGAGGCCAGAGAGUAUUAAAGAGACACCACCUCUGUUGUUCGUGACACAAACACACUGCACUGAUCCGCCACCUGGCAGAGUCCGUCUUACCCGCAUACAUGUAUAUGUACAUAUAGCACGUGAGUAUUUGUCAUAAGUUACACUAGGGGUGUGUGCCAGGCCCUUGUGACUGCCAUCUGAAGCCACCGUUGCCUCUUCCAUGUCAACGGCUUCCUUGGAACUCUUCCUAGGCAUGUCCUCAGGAGGAUGGGGAGAAAGGAGCUGGAAGAAGAACCUGGAGGUCAUAGCAGGUGGGAUUCAACUCACACCCCGGAUCCAGCGUUUCCGAGAGAAGCAAAGGGGCAAAGAGAAGGAAGUUGUAAACGUGAUAAGCAGUUUUUAUAUAUAACUUAUUUAAUAUGAAUGUGACUUAUACGUCACCUUUUCUCUGGAGUUGUCAUCGUGAAACUAUUUAAUCACUUCCAUGAGAGUUCAGAAAGGGGCUUAGGGAGAUGGAAGAGAGAGGGAAUUUUGUAGUAAUGACUUCUUUAAAAAUAAAGAAUUCAACAGAAAGAUAUCAAAACAAGAAAACACCCACCUGAAACCAAGUGUUAGUUAGCCAGUGAGGUACCUUGAUAAGUCUCAGCUUCCAAAUGCCCUUGCCUCAGCCUGGGUAGGGAGUGGGGGGCAAAUGGGUAUUUUAGGAGAAAAUCUGAGGCCUGGUUUUAAGUGGACUUUAAAACAAAGGCCAGUAUUAACACAAUGCUAUGAUUCUAUUAAAAGACCCCAGAAUAGAAUUUCUGCUCAUGCCUUAAUAGGUUCAGAAGGCUACAGGAAGGUCAGACAUAAAAACAAGGAGUAGCACUUUUCCAAAGAAAAAAUGCAAAACAAAUGGGGGGAGAACAUGAACUUCAUCUAUUUUAUUUUAAUACCAUCGUAACAAUUUUUUUUCUCCACAAUAUAUUCUCAGUAAAUAAAUAUAAAAACAAAGAGAGGAACUCAAGUCUAAAACCCUAAUUUUUUUAUGUUUUAAGAAAGAAAAAAAUACAUUAUUUUUGUAAAGUAUUUAUUGAGUCACUGAGUCUUGUGCAUCAAGCAAUUGUAAUAUGGCCUGGUUCUGUAGGGUGGAACUUAGGACAAAUAAAGAGUUGGUUCUUAUGCAAUCUUUACUUGCAAAACUCCAGGAAAAGAGAUUACAUAAUAAAAUCAUAAUAAAAUGUGUUACCUACAGUAAA